CCGCCCCGCCGACGCCGGGGAUCUCGCUGUCCCGCCCCUGCGGGGAGCUCAGACCGAAAGAUGGCGGCGGCCGCGGAGUUGACGCUGCUGGAGAAGUCCCUGGGGCUGAGCAAAGGGAACAAGUACAGCGCUCAGGGCGAGGGGCAGAUUCCAGUUCUUCAAACAAACAGUGGUCCAUGUCUGACAGGAUUGGCUACUAUAGCAGCUCAUCUAGUCAAGGAAGCCAACAAAGAAUAUUUGCUUGGGAGCACUGCAGAAGAAAAAGCAAUAGUUCAACAAUGGUUAGAAUACAGAGUAACUCAAGUAGAUGGAAACUCUAAGAAAGAUGAUAUCCGCAUUUUGUUGAAGGAUCUUAAUUCAUAUCUUGAAGACAAAGUCUAUCUUACAGGAUAUAACUUUACCUUAGCAGAUAUUGUUUUAUACUAUGGACUCCAUCGCUUCAUAAUAAUGAAAAUUGUCUAAGGUCACACAACCAGUAUCAAGGGUCUGGGAUUCAGACAAGUGUCUGGCUCAAACUUAACCUGUAAUCCACUUUAUUGGUGUACCAGUGACGUUCUGCUUAAUUUGUGAAGGUAAUUUUUAACCAACUUUAGAAAAAAGCUGCUUAGACAUUGAAUAAAAUGUGUGUGGGUGUCUGUGUGUGUGUGCCUGUGUCUGUGUCUGUGUAUGUGUAUCUUCAAGAAUAAAUGAGAUGGUUACACAACUCAAUGUACUAAAACCUACUGACUUGUACACUUGAAAUGGGUAAAUGUUUAUAAUAUGUGAAUUAUAGCACAAAGGCAGUGUUUUUAAAAGUGAGUGGAGUCAAAUACCUCAACCUCACCAAGUAUUAUGAGAUGUUGGAUAAGUCAGUGCACAUGAAAUCCCUCUUAAGAAAAAUAAAAGAUGACUGAUUUUAUGGUUUUUUAAUUUGCAGUGAUAGUGUAUAAACAUUACCUAGUGCAAUACCAAGCACACAGAAAGUGAUCAAUAAAGGAUCGAUUUUUUAAGGUCAAAUUUUUAAACUAAUUCUUUAGUUUUUUUCCCACCUAUCAUCCCUGAGGCACUUGCUCAGUGUAAGCCUAUCUAAGAUAAGAACUUGGCCGAGUAUCUUGCAGAUUUUGCUAAAGCAUUAAUUCGUCAAUUUGCUUACCAGUUUUAAAAUCUCUGGUCCCCACAUCUUUCAAGCUGUUGAAAAAUGGACCAUUGUAUUUUUCUUCUUUUCUAAAAUAUCAGUGACACUCCUUUGAAACAAAGUGGGGCCAUCUUUGUCCAUGUUAUUCCUUCUACAAAGUAGAUGCCCUUUUCUAAGCAUUUUCUUUCUAUAAUUCCCCAAAGCCUGCAGCACUGCUCAUUCAGUAAUACCUCAAUUAUUUAUUUAGCACCUACUAUGUAUCAGACACUGUGCUAGGCCCUGGAAAUAACACUACUACAUCUCGCCUUCAGAGAGUUCACAAUCCAGUAGUCUGUGAACAAAUUUCUAAAAUGGCAUGUAAAGCAUUCUUUGCAAGAUUAUCAGCCACUCAACAUUCUUUGAAAGUAAAUAAAUAGCCCUAACCGGUUUGGCUCAGUGGAUAGAGCA
Molecule: messenger RNA, 1561 nt
Organism: Myotis davidii
Lineage: Eukaryota; Metazoa; Chordata; Mammalia; Chiroptera; Vespertilionidae
Gene: EEF1E1
Product: eukaryotic translation elongation factor 1 epsilon 1
Exons: 4
Coding region: 61-462 (133 amino acids)
Biological process (GO): positive regulation of DNA damage response, signal transduction by p53 class mediator
Cellular component (GO): cytoplasm; aminoacyl-tRNA synthetase multienzyme complex; nucleus
Source: RefSeq, a predicted model, not a curated record